Messenger RNA from Saccharomyces eubayanus, 771 nucleotides. RefSeq names its product lysine permease (gene LYP1). Gene Ontology annotation, biological process: amino acid transmembrane transport. NCBI's taxonomy places the organism in Eukaryota, Fungi, Ascomycota, Saccharomycetes, Saccharomycetales, Saccharomycetaceae. The record is from RefSeq and is a predicted model, not a curated record. Gene Ontology annotation, cellular component: membrane. Gene Ontology annotation, molecular function: amino acid transmembrane transporter activity. The coding region runs from base 1 to 771 and encodes 256 amino acids. The transcript has a single exon.
AUGUCUUUGUUCUUCAUUGGACUCUUGGUUCCAUACAAUGACAAACGUCUGUCUGCCAGCUCUGCUGUCAUUGCAUCAUCACCCUUUGUCAUUUCCAUUCAAAACGCCGGUACUUAUGCUUUGCCAGACAUUUUCAACGCUAUAGUCUUGAUCACUGUUAUCUCUGCUGCUAACUCAAACGUUUACGUUGGGUCCCGUGUUUUGUACUCUUUGGCCCAGACCGGUAACGCUCCAAAGCAAUUUGGAUACGUCACUAAGCAGGGUGUUCCAUACUAUGGCGUGUUGUCUACAGCUGCAUUGGGUCUUUUGGCCUUCUUGGUUGUCAACAAUAACGCCAACACCGCAUUCAACUGGUUGAUCAACAUCUCUACUUUGGCUGGGUUAUGCGCUUGGUUAUUCAUUAGUUUAGCACACGUCAGAUUCAUGCAAGCUUUGAAACAGCGUGGUAUCUCUCGUGAUGAUUUGCCCUUCAAGGCUAAAUUCAUGCCCUACGGUGCCUACUACGCGUCCUUUUUCGUCACCGUCAUCAUUUUCAUUCAAGGGUUUCAAGCAUUCUGUCCAUUCAAAGUGGCCGAAUUCUUUACGUCCUACAUUUCUUUAAUUCUUUUGGCCGUCGUGUUUGCUGGUUGCCAGAUGUACUAUAAGUGUAGAUUCAUUUGGAAACUGGAAGAUAUUGAUAUCGAUUCUGACAGAAGAGAAAUUGAAGCCAUCAUUUGGGAAGAUGAUGAGCCAAAGAAUUUGUGGGAGAAAUUCUGGGCAGCCGUUGCAUAA